AGCCGAGGCCAAUGCUAGGCGUAGGAGCCACUGCUUCUAGCCACUGCGUCGCAGGAUGGGUAAAAAAAUAAAGAAGGAAGUUGAACCACCCCCCAAGGAUGUGUUCGACCCGCUCACCAUUGAGAGCAAGAAGGCAGCGACAGUGGUGCUCAUGCUCAGCUCUCCAGAGGAGGAGAUCUUGGCCAAAGCGUGCGAAGCCAUCUACAAGUUUGCUUUGAAAGGUGAGGAAAAUAAAGCAACUCUCCUUGAACUUGGAGCUGUGGAGCCUUUGACCAAACUGCUCACCCACGAAGACAAAAUCGUAAGAAGAAAUGCUACGAUGAUCUUUGGCAUCAUGGCUUCUAACAAUGAUGUUAAAAAGCUGUUAAGGGAGUUGGAAGUCAUGAAUUCUGUUAUUGCUCAGCUCGCUCCAGAAGAAGAGGUGGUCAUCCACGAGUUCGCAAGCCUCUGCCUCGCGAACAUGUCUGUGGAGUACACCGGGAAAGUGCAGAUAUUCGAGCACGGGGGGCUGGAGCCGCUCAUCAGGCUGCUCAGCAGCCCGGACCCCGACGUGAAGAAGAAUUCUAUCGAGUGCCUCUACAACUUGGUGCAGGAUUUUCAGUGUCGGACUACACUUCAGGAACUUAACCCAAUCCCUCCUAUGUUAGAGCUCUUGAAGUCGGAGUAUCCUAUCAUCCAACUGCUGGCUCUUAAAACCUUGGCUGUCAUCACGUGUGACAAGGAGUCUCGGGCAAUGCUGAAAGAGAAUCAAGGGCUGGACUACCUCACCAAGAUCCUGGAGGCCAAGGACUUGGGCGACCUUCAUGUAGAAGCGCUUGCAGUGGUAGCCAACUGCCUGGAGGACAUGGACACAAUGGUGCUGAUGCAGCAGACAGGAAGUCUCAAAAAACUGCUUUCGUUCGCAGAGAACUCCACAGUUUCUGACAUUCAGAAGAAUGCAGCCAAAGCCAUUACCAAAGCAGCUUAUGAUCCUGAAAAUAGAAAAAUUUUUCAUGAACAAGAGGUUGAAAAAUGCCUGGUGACCCUUCUGGGAUCUGACAACGAUGGCACCAAGAUUGCUGCUUCCCAAGCUAUUUCAGCCAUGUCUGAGAACUCGAGCAGCAAAGAUUUUUUCAACACCCAGGGGAUUCCACAGAUAGUUCAGCUGCUCAGAAGUGACAAUGAGGAGGUGAGGGAAGCUGCUGCCCUGGCCCUGGCCAACCUGACCACCAACAGCCCCUCGAAUGCCAACGCCGCCGCAGAAGCAGACGCCAUCAACCCGCUGAUCAACAUCCUGUCGAGCAAGCGCGACGGAGCCAUCGCCAACGCCGCCACGGUGCUGACCAACAUGGCCAUCCAGGAGCCCCUGCGAGCCAUCAUCCAGAACCACGAGAUAAUGCACGCGCUGCUGGGCCCGCUGCGCUCCAGCAACACCAUGGUGCAGAGCACCGCCGCGCUCACGGUGGCCGCCACCGCCUGCGACAUGGAGGCCCGCACCCAGUUGAAGAACUGUGGUGGGCUGGAGCCGCUGGUUGAGCUCCUGCACUCCAAGAAUGAUGAGGUGCGAAAGCAUGCGAGCUGGGCCGUGAUGGUCUGUGCCAGCGACGAGCUGAUGGCUGUUGAGUUAUGCAGGCUCGGGGCUCUAGACAUCCUUGAAGAAAUUAAUCUAUCAGUAAGUCGGAAAAAUAAGUUCAGUGAGGCAGCCUAUAACAAAUUGCUCAACAACAAUCUUUCCCUGAAAUACAGCCAGACUGGCUAUUUGUCAUCAAGCAACAUAAUUAGUGAUGGAUUCUAUGAUUACGGUCGGAUAAACCCUGGCACCAAACUUCUGCCGCUGAAGGAACUCUGCUUACAGGAGGUGAAUGAUCAACGCGCUGUUCUGUUAGUCAACAAUAAAUCUGACACGUCUCCACCUCCGUCUAUGGAGGACAAAUCCGCAGAUGCUGCCUAUGGACGAAACAUUUCUUCUUCAGCCUCCUUGAGAAGGGGAAGCAAAGAGAAGGCCAAUUUUCGUUUUAGCCCUGGAUUUGGAUCUCCCACAGAAGAAAAGUCAGAGCCUGCAUCAGGACGAAACACUGUCGUCAGCAGAGGUGCGGCCAAAGAGAAAGGAUCGAGGAAAGGAAGAGGGAAAAAAGAAGAAGAAAAAGUAAAGGAAGAAGAAGAGAUUCUGACAGUGCCCAAAAUGGCGGAAGGUAUCUCGGACAAAGAAUGGUACCCUCCUCCUGACCCUGAAUUCUGUGUGUAUGUGUAUGAGGUGACCAAAUCAAUACUGCCCAUCGUCAACAUUAAGGAACAGAUUGAGGCUCUUGCCAAAUAUGUGGCAGAUAAAAUGGGCGGUAAGAUUCCAAAAGAGAAGCUAUCUGAUUUCAGCUGGGAACUUCAUAUAAGUGAAUUGAAAUAUCAACUGAAAUCCAAUGUUAUACCAAUUGGAUAUAUCAAGAAAGGAAUCUUUUAUCAUCGAGCUUUGCUUUUCAAGGCACUGGCUGAUAAAAUCGGGGUAGGCUGCUGCCUGGUGCGUGGUGAGUACAGCCGAGGGUGGAACGAAGUGACACUGCUGAACGAGGCUCGGAAGGGCCUGAUAGGGAACCUGCCGCCGCCCGAAGAAUACAUCGUGGACCUCAUGUUCCACCCGGGGACCCUGAUGAAGCUGCGCAGCAGAGAGGCCGACCUCUACCGCUUUCUGUAGUCACCAGAGGAACGCAGGAGCACCCAAACCAGAAAUUGUCUCUGCGUGCUUUCUAAGACGGGCGCUGGCAGAUGUCAUAACUUCAAAUAAAAGGAUUAG
Messenger RNA from Psammomys obesus (fat sand rat), 2764 nucleotides. RefSeq names its product armadillo repeat containing 3 (gene Armc3). Gene Ontology annotation, molecular function: protein binding; heme binding; peroxidase activity. Gene Ontology annotation, biological process: response to oxidative stress. The coding region runs from base 56 to 2665 and encodes 869 amino acids. The record is from RefSeq and is a predicted model, not a curated record. NCBI's taxonomy places the organism in Eukaryota, Metazoa, Chordata, Mammalia, Rodentia, Muridae. The transcript has 19 exons.